Bactrocera tryoni is the source of this 593-nucleotide messenger RNA. RefSeq lists its product as uncharacterized. The record is from RefSeq and is a predicted model, not a curated record. NCBI's taxonomy places the organism in Eukaryota, Metazoa, Arthropoda, Insecta, Diptera, Tephritidae. The transcript has 2 exons. Bases 93 to 323 code for a protein of 76 amino acids.
AAUACGUGGAAUUCGUUGGUGGUGUCAUCAGUUGCACUAGAACAACUUGAAGUAGUUAAUCCUUAGCUCAAACAAUAACUAAAAAUAUCAUAAUGUUCAAAUUCCUCGCCAUCUGUUUGUUCGCCAUGUUCGCUUGCGUUGCUGCCAAGCCGGCGGUUAUUGCCGCACCAGUAGCCUAUACUGCCGCUUAUUCCGCUCCGGUAGUGGCCGCCUCCCCCUACACUGCUGCUUACACGGCCGCCUAUACUUCGCCCUACGCCGCCGCCUACUCCUAUCCCUAUGCUGCAUACAGUUAUCCUUACGCCACCGCUUUCCUGCGUUAGGAGACUUCUCGACAGCGCAAUAAUUGACGAAUUCUCUGGACAAACGAUUGCUGAUAUGAAUAUUGUUUAUUGACUUAUUUGCUUACAUACAUUCAUACCAUAUAUGUUAUGUUAUUUUGUUGAAUUUUUAACUAUAAUUAUUGUCUACUAUUCCCGAUUUUACGCUAUAUAGAGAAGAGUUUUUAGUUAACACUAUCAUUUUCACCUUUAAAUCUUAUCGUUGUUUACCUUUGACUUUCGCUUCUCUUUUAUGUUGUUACAUAAAAUAAU